UCGGCUCCCCGCUGUCACCGUUUUCAUCACGAGCUCGGCUUCCCAUAUCUCUGCUUUCACAGUCUUGCUUUAGUGCAUUGCUGAGUAGCUAGCUUUACAGUCAUCUCUCUCUCUCUCUCUCCAGAUGAUGGGAAAAUUCAGUAUUAUUCUUUUCACGAUCACGGUGGUCGCGAUUUUGAUCGUCGUCACACUGCCAGAGAGUGGAAAAGCCAAUCCAAGUCUCGAGGACGGGAUCAACGUAGCGGAGGCCAUACGCUAUCUGGAGAAACUUGACAAAUAUUACUCGCAGAUUGCGAGACCAAGGUAUGGCAGGAGCACAGACUUCCACAAGAGAAGUGCACUAAACGCCGUACGCUCCAAAAACCCUGCAGUGGCUGUUGGACGGAGGUGAACUUCUUUGCAGCUGGUAUAACAGAGGCUCCGGAGAAUGGAAUUUGCCGUAAGGUGUCAGAUGGAAUUUUUUGAGUAUUUGGAUGGAAAAUUUCUCAUUUGAUAAUGUCACCUAUUAUUCAUUCCAGUUUUUGUAUCCUCUUAAUGUUUGAUUAAAAUCAUC
Messenger RNA from Argiope bruennichi, 553 nucleotides. RefSeq names its product neuropeptide F-like. Gene Ontology annotation, cellular component: extracellular region. The transcript is spliced from 3 exons. Gene Ontology annotation, molecular function: hormone activity. The coding region runs from base 125 to 391 and encodes 88 amino acids. NCBI's taxonomy places the organism in Eukaryota, Metazoa, Arthropoda, Arachnida, Araneae, Araneidae. The record is from RefSeq and is a predicted model, not a curated record.